Molecule: messenger RNA, 458 nt
Organism: Sceloporus undulatus (fence lizard)
Lineage: Eukaryota; Metazoa; Chordata; Lepidosauria; Squamata; Phrynosomatidae
Gene: BORCS7
Product: BLOC-1 related complex subunit 7
Exons: 6
Coding region: 16-378 (120 amino acids)
Cellular component (GO): BORC complex
Source: RefSeq, a predicted model, not a curated record
AUGGACUGAGCUGCCAUGGUGGAGCAAGAGGCGGGCACUGCAAGCAAAAUGGCGGCGGCCGCAGCAGGGAACGCGGUGGACGUUCAGGCGCGGUUUGGCCACUCAGUGAAAGGCCUACUGACCGAGAAGGUGACCAGCUGCGGCACAGACGUCAUCGCCCUCACCAAACAGGUGCUGAAGGGCUCCCGCAGCGCCGAGUUCUUAGGACAGGCUGCCAGGAACAUGGUGAUGCAAGAGGAUGCCAUCCUGCACUCGGAAGAUAGUUUAAGGAAAAUGGCCAUUAUAACUACUCAUCUACAGUAUCAGCAAGAAGCUAUUCAAAAAAAUGUUGAACAUUCUUCAAAUCUGCGUGAUCAACUGAGUCACCUUCUGAAGUGAAAGCAAUGUUGUAUGGUAUUAAAGAUCAGCUAGAAACUAUUGAAACAAAGCACGUCUUGCAGAGCCCUUUCCCCUUCCAU